AUGCGGCGUUCAGCAGGCCAUCCACGACUAGAAGAGGAUUUGGUUAGAGAUGACCUGAAAAAAUGGGACUUGAAGCAGCUGUUUAGCCUUCAGGAAGCUCUCACAAGAGAGAUCGGGGAACGUGUUAACAAUCUGGAGGAACAUGUCAAGAGUUUAGGCGAAAUACAGUUUUUGAUGGCCAACGGAAAGAGGGAGGAGAGUCAAGGUAAUGUGGAACUUGGUAGGAGUUUUCCAUAUGCGAGAAAGCGCGAAAAUGUCGAGAAAAUAGCGUGCCAAGAGGAUUCGGGAUCUCAAUCUUUGGAGGAUCAAUUGCCUUUAACCCAGAGAGAGAAGAAGCAGAAAGUAAGUUCUUCUGUAAAAAGCAGAAACUCUCCUUUACGAGCGAAUUUGGCUGCCGCUAUCGACGAAUAUUCGAUUCCAGGAACUUUAGACAUGCAGAGCAAGGAGAUAGAUUUCAGCUCUCCACUGAAGCCUGCUAGCGCACAUGCAGCAAACUGUCAGAAAUCAAGCCCUAUAAAACACCAUCUGGCCGUGAUCAGCGACUCAGAGGGCGAACUGGACUGGUCCGAUACGGAAGAACGGGAACCUGUUAACCCAAGUUCAAUUCAAGUUAAACGUGAGCCGCAGGAGCUCUUCAAUGUGGUGCAUAAUGAACGUAUGGAAUUUCAAAGAAAGUUAAGUCUCAACGAAAAUCCCUUUACCAAGAAACCGUGGAUUUUUGAAGACUUCAAAGCCAAUGAACUUUUGGCAAUUUCUAACAAAACUACACCUUACGCUGCCUUUUCUAAGAUCUCCAAAUUUCAGUCUGCAGCUGGGGCUCCGGUUUUAAAUAAAAAGCUAGUCUUACAUCCAGACAGAGGAUUUGAACUUGUUACCGAAAAUGUCCCGACACCGACAGGCCAUGCAAGCGAGAACGGUGUGGAGGCUGAGUUUGAUAAUAUGAGGCAAAGGUCAAGGUCUCCGCCUGGUUUUGGCCGUUUGGAUUUUCCCAAUACUCAAGAAAAUAACAACGACGUCAUGAAAUCCAGGGAAAUUCUAUACAACAAGACGAAGGAUCGAUUUUUGAUCGCUACAAGGUCGGACAUAAGUCCCAACAAACGAGAAUUCGUCUUCAGAAACGGCAAGCUCAACGAUAUAAUCAACGAAGGACACUUUGAGUGGGAUGCGAAGUCUCUAAAGAUUUUUUCUCGAGCCAGGGUACGAAGCUGA
Molecule: messenger RNA, 1209 nt
Organism: Lachancea meyersii CBS 8951
Lineage: Eukaryota; Fungi; Ascomycota; Saccharomycetes; Saccharomycetales; Saccharomycetaceae
Source: the annotation of a GenBank genome assembly